UGACCAAUUUUGAUAUGGUUCAGUAAAUUUAAUAGAUCGUACGAAUCGUAAAAACGCUCGUAAAAAAUUUCAGUUACGUUUUCGAUUUCGCCAUGAUAUUAAAAUCGAAAAUGGCGGUUCAGUGGAGAAUUAUUAAAAAGAUUUACAAUGAUAAUCUUUAUUUAACUGUUUUUAUACAUAUUAUAGUGCUAAUUGACUUUUCUUCUACUUUUGAAAGAGAAAAUUUUGUGUUCUGGCCAAACGGGACUAUACCAUUUUACGUGAAUCCCACACAUUUCGAUAAAGAGCAGUCGCUAACCAUCCUGUCGACUCUCUCUCUCUUCACGUUCAAAACCUGCCUUCAGUUCAAUCCAGUGAUGGUUGAACCUCAGGCUAACCAGCAUGUGAUGGUGUUGGAGAACCCUCGUGGAGUCAGACAGUGUUACCUGGACAUGGAGGGACAUCCCAGGGAGGGGCCCCAUAGGAUAACUGUGGGCUACUCGUGCCUGCGCAGCCCACAGCUGGACGCGCUCGUCAUGAAGGCGUUGGGAUUCCCCUUCGAGCACAACCGCGCGAUACGAGACCUCUACAUCGAUGUGCAGUUCGAAAAUAUUGAACAGGGUUUCAUCCCAUUCUUCGCGAAGGAGAAGAUCCUGUGUCAGGAAUUGAGGAGCCUACCCUACGACGUGAAUAGCGUGAUGCAUUUUGGAGAACGGGAUUAUAGUAAGAAUGGACAUCGGAGCUUUAUAUUCAAGAACCAAAAAACUCAGCAGUCUAGAAUAGGAUUAUCAAAAACAGACCUCAGAAAAAUAGAAAUAAUUUACGGCCCCGAAUGUCAAAAAAGAGACCGCCAAGCCAAAAUAGAUAUUUGCAAAAAGUACCCAAGUGUUAGGAGAAAACGUGAAAUCGAAAUCGAUUUGGAUAAAGUUCAAAAUUUGAGAAUUAAUCGGGAUAUUACUCCACCACCUGAAAAAAACCUCACAGAUGAAAUCACAGAUAACGUAAAAAAAAUUAAUAUUGAUGAAGAAAUACAAGAUUUAAUUGAACAAGUGCACAAAAUUACCGCUGCUGCAUUAGAAAAUGAAAGAGUUAACAUUUGCAACAAUACAAAUGCUACUACCAGAAAAUCAGAUAUUAAAAUAUCAGAAACUCAACAUAUAUCAAAUGAUAAAAAUGUUGUAUCCAAUGAUAUAUCAAAGAUUAUAGAAGUAGUAAUUAACCACGUUAAAGCAGUAGUAAAUAAUGCAAAAACGAAUUUAACUGUAUUCUGUGACACAACAAAUAAUUUGGAACUAUUCCAAAGGACCUAUUGUGGAUGGGGCUCAAAUGAUAGAUGCCCUGUAAGUUACAAGUCAACUAAAUCAGGUCUCGUAAUGCAUUCUACUAAGCAUAGACCUUUUAUAAGACAAUCUACUAAACAUGAAGGUUAUGGUAACAAAGUAAAGUACGUUAAUUGGUUAAGGUCUGAGAAUGAUACUCAGGAAACCAUUAAUGCUACUAGAAGAAAGAGAGAUGUCGAAAAACUAAAGUAUAAACAUGAUAUGAAUAAUAUUAAGUUCAAAAUACAAAAAUUACAAUAUUUGAGAGUUAAACGUGACAUUACUCCACCGCCUGAAAAAAACCUUACAGAUGAAAUCACAGAUAACAUAAGAGAACUUAAUAUUGAUGAAGAAGUACAAGAGUUAAUUGAACAAGUACACAAAAUUACUGCUACAGCAUUAGAAAAUGCAAGAGUUAGUAUUUGUAAUAAUACAAAUUCUACUACCAGAAAAUCAAAUAUUAAUAUAUCAGAAACACAACAUAUAUCAAAUGAUAAAAAUGUUGUAUCCAAUGAUAUAUCAAAGAUUAUAGAAGUAGUAAUUAACCACGUUAAAGCAGUAGUAAAUAAUGCAAAAACGAAUUUAACUGUAUUCUGUGACACAACAAAUAAUUUGGAACUAUUCCAAAGGACCUAUUGUGGAUGGGGCUCAAACGAUAGAUGCCCUGUAAGUUACAAGUCAACUAAAUCAGGCCUCGUAAUGCAUUCUACUAAGCAUAGACCUUUUAUAAGACAAUCUACUAAACAUGAAGGUUAUGGUAACAAAGUUAAGUACGUUAAUUGGUUAAGGUCUGAAAAUGAUACUCAGGAAACCAUUAAUGCUACUAGAAGAAAGAGAGAUGUCGAAAAACUAAAGUAUAGAGAUGAUAUAACUAAUAUUAAGUUUAAAAUCCAUGAUAGUUUUAGUAAUAUUGUUGAUUAUUCAAGUAGAAGAAAAAGAGAUAUUAAAAUAUCAAACAAAACAGAUUUAAAUGAUGCUCCGAUUGAAACGAUUGAUAGUUUUAUAUCUAUCGGCAAUAAUGCUGAGGAAUUCAUUACAGCAAUGGAUAAGGAAAGAAAUCGAAAGGCUGAGACACCAAAUCUCACAGAUCUAACCGUUAAGAAUAGGAAAACUAUAAACGCUGCUAAAAAUAGAAAGAAAAGAGAAGAUGAUACAAUUAUUUUAUCAGAAAACAUUAAUAAUGGUACAGAAAAAACGAAUGGAAGUCUAGUAACUAACACAGAUAAAGCAGUUAAAGAAAGUUUAGUUAAAACAGAUGAAACAGUUAAACAUGUAAAUGUAAAUAGUAGUAAGGAUGCAUUGCGAAUGGUUACUAGAAUUUUUACUGAUAAGAAAAUUGACUUUGCUCCUGUGAGGAGAAGUAAUCGGGAUGAUCGAGGAUUUAGUUCUAGAAAUAGAGAAAGCGAUAGCGUAGAGCAGCACGGUGACUCUUCGUCAUCAGAAAGUGACAAAAGGAGUAAAACCGAAGGAAGAGAAAGGGAUGAGAAAAGAGAGAGGGAAAGAGAAAGACCGAGAGAAAGGGAUAGACAUCGGGUAGUAACAGAAAGCAGACCACAAAACAGAAGACCCAAAGGUAACAGAGGAAGGCAGAGACCUCUCCUACCGGAAACAGUGCCACUGACAAAGGGGAAUAAAGAGUUUUACGCUGAACGGAUAUGGCCUGAUGGGAUCGUCAGAUAUGUUAUCGCUCAGGAUUCUACUUAUAAUUUACAAUCCGUACGUGCUCGCCUCGCGGAGGUCAACGAUAUACUGAGGAAAAAGACCUGUGUCCGCAUCAAGGAAGUCUCGGAGAAAGAGGGACAGAAAUAUAACGACUACCUUGUCAUAGACACUAGCGCGGAUUACGUCACGGGACGAGUUGGAGGAAGACAGAACUUCGGGUCAAUAGAACUGUUCGAGGGUCGGCAGCAUCGGCAGCACGCCGCCAUGAUGGUGAUGGCGAUGCUCGGCUUCUACUUCGAGCCCUCCCGCCACGACCGCGACCAGUUCGUGCGUGUGCACAACCGGCAUAUACGACCAGACAAACUCCACCACUUCGAGAAGAUUCGACCUGAAGCCACCCUCAGCCUGGCUUAUGACUACGCGAGCGCCACUCACCCGGCCUGGCAGUUCUGGAGGAGAGUGGGGCGCACUGGUAUAUCCUCCGUAGCCACUUAUAAAGAUCAGGACCCAGACGGCUCCAUCAUGAAAUCCCUCGGACAAAAUGAAAAACUUCUGUCUGACGUGGACAUUAUAAAAAUCAACAGUGUCUAUGGUAUACACUGCUUCCUGGAUCAACGGCAAAAGAAAAUACGGGAGAGAAAAAAACAGUGAAAGCCUGAUCGCUUAAAAAUACCUGUACAAUUUAGAUUAAAAGUUCCUUGAUGCAAGUUUUGGCUAAGGCAAUUAAUCUUAUAAGUUAAUAAAUAAACU
Molecule: messenger RNA, 3710 nt
Organism: Maniola jurtina (meadow brown)
Lineage: Eukaryota; Metazoa; Arthropoda; Insecta; Lepidoptera; Nymphalidae
Exons: 12
Coding region: 93-3611 (1172 amino acids)
Biological process (GO): proteolysis
Molecular function (GO): metalloendopeptidase activity; zinc ion binding
Source: RefSeq, a predicted model, not a curated record